This is a messenger RNA of Arabidopsis arenosa, 1447 nucleotides long. Lineage: Eukaryota; Viridiplantae; Streptophyta; Magnoliopsida; Brassicales; Brassicaceae. The record is from the annotation of a GenBank genome assembly.
GUGGGUUUUUUUGUAUAAUCCUCAGCGCAAAUUUCAAGAAGAAGAAAAACAGAGAAUAGCUUUCUUCUUUUUGACCUUUCUUCUCCUCAAUUAAAGAUCCUGUUAUGGAGUCUCCACAAUCUGAGGCAUCAAUCGUCAAUGGUAGUAUCCAUUUGAAUGGCAGUGGUGAAACCAAAACAAAGAAUCUUGUCAUGUCGUCUGAUUCAGACAGUUUCAUCGGUGUGCUUGAGGUUUUUGUUCACCAAGCUAGGGACAUCCACAACAUCUGCAUCUAUCAUAAGCAAGAUGUGUAUGCUAAGCUUUCUCUCACAAGCGAUCCCGAGAGCUCUUUGUCCACGAAGAUCAUCAAUGGUGGAGGGAGAAACCCUGUGUUCGAUGAUACCCUUCAGUUCGACGUGAAGAAUCCGGAAUGUUCGCUUAAGUGUGAGAUAUAUAUGAUGAGCCGCGUGAAGAAUUAUCUUGAGGAUCAGUUACUUGGAUUCACUCUUGUGCCUUUGUCUGAAGUGAUUGUGAGGAAUGGGAAAUUGGAGAAAGAGUUCUCUCUUUCGUCAACCGAUUUGUAUCACUCUCCUGCGGGUUUUGUUGAGUUGUCUCUCUCGUACGCAGGAGAUUCGCCCGACGUGAUGCACAUUCCUGCGAUUCCAACUGCAGAUGAGACCGAGUUGGCUCCUAUCGAGUUUGAUGAGAGUGAGUUUUUGGAUCCAAAUAUUGUCUGUGAAAACAAUCAAAUGGUGUCUAAAUACUUCUCCACUACUUGUUCUGAUUCUGAUGAGUUUGCAAGCUCUGAAACCGGCUUUGUGGAAGUAAACAGCAUCCAGUCUGCAGUUGUUGACACUGCUGUUGAAGAAGCAGCACCGAGGAAUACUGUCUCAACAAAUGAAAUCUCUUCUCCAUCAAUUGCUGUGAGCUCGGGUUCCUCGGGAACUCAUGAUGAUUCAAAGCAAUCAAGUGAAGGAAACAACUCAGGUUCAGAACAAGAAGCGAAGAGGCCAAUAGAUACCAUCAAGAAUGGUGAUUUAGAUAAGAGGGAUGAUGAAGCAGUUGUGAAACCGGUUCUGACAGUCAGCAUUGAACCAGAGCACAAGGUAGUGCAGCAAGAUAUUGUUGACAUGUACACGAAAAGCUUGCAGCAAUUUACUGAAUCACUGGCUAAGAUGAAACUCCCUUUGGACAUCGAUAGCCCAACCCAAUCAGAGAACUCAAGCUCCUCCCAGCAGACGCCAAAGAGUGCUAGCUCCCGUGUGUUCUACGGUAGUAGAGCCUUCUUCUGAAACUCGGAAAUCAUCUCAAGUUUGGCAUCAGAACUAGCAAGCAAGUAGUGAAAGAGUAAUAAGUUAAAAGUAGACUAUCCAAAAUGUGUAACUAUCUCCCUUUGAUAUCUCUUUGUAGCAAGCUUUUCUUGUUAUCUGCAACUUUUCCAAUUUAGUAUUAAAGUUUCGCAAUCUCG